This is a messenger RNA of Rana temporaria (common frog), 2138 nucleotides long. Its product is annotated as zinc finger protein 260-like. The transcript has 3 exons. NCBI's taxonomy places the organism in Eukaryota, Metazoa, Chordata, Amphibia, Anura, Ranidae. The record is from RefSeq and is a predicted model, not a curated record. The coding region runs from base 1 to 1947 and encodes 648 amino acids.
AUGGUGCCAAGAGACGUGAUCAGUCGUCGUCGUCCCCCCCACACACACACUCUCUGGGGUCUCUCAUACAUCUCAGUACAGGGGGCUUCACUCUCAUCUUUAUUUACAGACCCCGGAGAUACUCAGAGAGAUGUCAGAGCUAAUGAGGAGGAAGAAGUAUGUUUGAAGAUUAAAGGGGAGGAAAGUGCUAUAGAGAUCAGCACAGAUGGACGUUAUAGAAGGUACAGCACAGAGAAGCAUCCCAUUAUCACUUCAGAUGGCCAGAGGAAAGAUAAUGACAUCACAUUAGAUUCACCCCAAGAAAACCCCAUCACCCCGAAUCUCUAUGUUGUACUUCACAAUUCAGAUCCGUCAUCUGAUCCCUCUACUCAUGGAAGGUUUUCCUCUAAUCAUUCAGCUCCCAUUGUCCAUCACACAGUUCGCGGUGGCAGGGAAACCUCUUCAUGUUCAGAGUGCGGGAAAAGCUUCCCAAGAAAAUCUGAUCUUGCCAAACACGAGAGAGUUCACACAGGGGAAAAACCUUAUUUGUGUUUAGAUUGCGGGAAAUGUUUUACCCAAAAGGGCAAUCUUGUUACGCAUCAAAGACUUCACACUGGCGAAAAGCCGUAUUCGUGUUCCGAAUGUGGGAAAUGUUUUGCUGAAAAAGGUCCACUGAUCCGACACCAAAAGUCGCACACCGGAGAGAAGCCAUAUUUGUGUUCUGAAUGCGGGAGAUGUUUUGCACUAAGGUCGACUCUUGUCAACCAUCAGAGGACCCACACGGGAGAGAAGCCUUUUUGCUGUUCCGACUGUGGACGGUGCUUCACUCAGAAAGUGGACUGCGUUAAACACGAGAGGACUCACAGAAAGGAGAAGCCAUAUAUAUGCUGCCAGUGUGGAAAAGGCUUUGUGACCAAGUCAUCUCUUAUUUACCAUCAGAUGACGCACACGGGUCAGAAGCCCUUUUCCUGCCCAGAGUGUGGAAAAUGCUUUGUCCUAAAAGCGGAACUUAAUAAACACGCCAGAGUUCAUACUGGGGAAAAAACAUAUUCUUGCAUCCAGUGUGGAAAAAGCUAUGCGGAUAAAGCCGGCCUUAACCGCCACAAAAUAUUUCACAUGGACCAGAAGCCUCAUUCCUGCUCAAAAUGCGGGAAGGGUUUUGCAACAAAAUCGGCUUUCGAUUACCACUGGACAACACACACGGGUGAGAAGCCAUAUUCGUGCCUUCAGUGCGGAAAAUGCUUUGCUCGGAGGGCCGACUUUAGUAAGCACGAACGCAGUCACAGAGCAGACCGUCCAUAUUCGUGUUCUGAGUGUGGAAAAGGCUUUCCCGAUAAAACCCGUUUGCACCGCCACAAAAUCAUUCAUAUGCGUGAAAAAGACUGUCUGUGUCUUCACUGCGGAGAAAGCUUCGUAAAUAAAGUUCAUUUAGACUGUCAUAAGAUGGUUCAAGUUGGAGAGAAGCCAUAUUCAUGUCCUCAGUGCGGGAAAGACUUUGCCUGUAAAGAUUUUCUUCUCCGACACAUACGAACCCACACAGGGGAGAAGCCAUAUGCUUGUUCUGUCUGCGGUAAAACCUUCAGCCAGAAAUCCAGUUUGACUAUUCACGAGAGAGCUCACACUGGAGAGAAGCCAUACUCGUGUUCUGUGUGCGGGAAACUUUUCGCCCAUAAAUCCAACCUGGCUACUCAUGAAAGGAGUCACACAGGAGAGAAGCCAUUUUCGUGUCCUCGGUGCGAGAAAAGCUUUGGGCGGAAAUCCAAUCUGGCUGAGCAUGAGAGGAUCCACACAGGGCUGAAUCCCUAUGAGUGUGGGGAGUGUUUUGGCAGGAAAUCUAAAGUUCUCAUCCACCAACAUUCUCACAUGGGAAAUUGUGCGGAUCUACCUAGUGACAUGUCUCUAAAUGCAGACUUUCAGAUCAAAGAGGAGUUUCUGGAGAUCCAAGAUGAAGAACACGUUGCACAAUGAUACUGCGCAGUUAUUGCUUGCUUUUUAACACACAGCGGUUGCUGUUGAGCAGUUUUUCUCAGAUGGGGAUGCCAGAAGGUUCUUGGUCAUCUCUCCAUCUUUGUUGAAGAUAUUUGGCCAGAUUCAGGUAGACGUGCCUAACGUUAGGCAGGCGUAGCGUAUCUCAUAUACGCUACGCCGCCGUAAGUUAG